UGAAUGAACGCACAUAAAAGCUUUGUCAUUCUGACGUGAGGUCUUAUAUGUCCAAGAUGUCGUAUAAAACAUCGUUCGGGGUUGUUGUCAUAGUAAGUGCAAUUGUUGUGGCAUUUAUUCUCAAUAACGUUCUUAAUCAGCCCUUAGAAGUACCACAGAUAGAGGAUGUGUAUUGGGGGGAGGGGGAGAGACCGACCAAAGAGGACACAACCGUACGAAAGUUCGUCCUCAACGUGUCAGACGACGUCCUUGGCGACCUCAAACAUCGUUUAGAAAGGACACGCUUUCCGGACAGCUUUCACGGCGUUCAGUGGGAGUAUGGCUUCGGACUGGACUACAUGAAGGAACUGGUCAAGUACUGGAGGGACGACUUCGACUGGCGCAAACAAGAAGCUCUAGUGAACAGUUUCGAUCACUACAAAACGACGAUAGAUGGAUUGGAGUUGCAUUUUCUCCACGUGAAGCCGAAGCUAAAGCCGGGCCAGAAUGCAAAGCCUCUUCUAUUGGCUCAUGGUUGGCCAGGGUCUUUCUUCGAAUUCUACAAGGUCUUUCCGAUACUAACGGACCCCUUGGCACAUGGAGGCACCGAGGAGGACUUUUUUGAGGUUAUCGUCCCAUCCAUCCCUGGGUUUGGAUUUUCUCAACCAGCCAACAAGCCGGGAUUGGAAGACUCCGCCACCGCUGUGCUCUACCUUAAGCUGAUGGAAAGACUGGGGUUCGAUGGUUACUAUGUGCAGGGUGGGGACCACGGUAGUGUCAUCGUCUCUGUCAUGGCCAUGCUCAAUCCAAAGGUAGUUCGCGGGCUUCAUCUCAACAUGUACACCGGAAAUACGGAGACGAGCUUCCUCAUCAAACUGCUUGUCGGUAGUGUCUUCCCUUCCCUGGCUGGACUGUCUCAAGCCGACUACAACAAGGUGUAUCCGCUGUGGGACCGUUUCCUGUGGAUCCUGUCAGAGACCGGCUACCUCCACAUUCAGGCCACCCGACCACACACCAUAGGACACGGUAUAGUUGACUCCCCUGUAGGAAUGGCCGCUCUCCUUCUAGAGAAGUAUUCCUCCUGGACUAACCCGACAUUCGCACACUUACCAGACGGAGGGUUGGAGAAACACUUCACCAAAGACGAGCUCCUGACGAAUGUGAUGAUAUACUGGGUAUCCGAGACCGUGGUCUCCACUCUUCGGCUCUACAGGGAGACCAUCAGCGACAGGAAGUUCCCCAUCAUUUCCGCUGCCCACUCCAUCCCUAUUGACAUUCCGUCCGCCAUUGCUGAUUUCCCACACGAGUUGUUCCACACGCCCGAGCCCUGGUGCCACUCGCGGCUGCGCAACCUGCUGCAGUACACCACCAUGCCGCGAGGGGGACACUUUGCCGCGCUGGAGGUGCCCGAGCUCUUCUCUCAGGACAUCCGGGACUUUGCGCGGAAAGCAGAAGCGUUCUGGCGCCGUCAAAGUGAAGAAUAGUUACCAAUGUUGCUUAUAAAACUUACGUUUAGGUAUAUCGUAUAUAGUACUAAGCAUUAGAACGAUAGAUGUCAAAUAUGCCAGUCAAUGCAUUAAAUCCAAUGGAAAAGUGGAUAUAAAGAAGUUGUCAUCGUGUCAAGUCUGUCAAGAACCCAAACUUCAGACCAUGAAAACUUACGUACCUCAAAUGCUAACCUGCUAUGUCAACUGUUCAUGAAAUGAAUUCCUAAAUAAAUUCCACACGGCCAUUCUGCGAAUAUAGACCAGAGCCCUUGAAUUGGUCUCUUUUGGCAACUUAUGAUUAUUCCACUACUGUGUGAGGAUGUGAAACCCUCCAAGAUGAAGACAAAAUAUUUUCUAGUCAAAUAAUUCUACAAGUCUUUUCUGCCAUAGCAACCCCCAAACUGCUAAGCUAUAUACAUAAAUACUUCUCCAAAAAUCCACAAUAAAGAAUUUUCGAUGUCGUUGGUCCAUGUUUAUGUUUUGCUCUAUCACCUAUUGCGUUACCUUUCUAGUAACUGUAAAAUGCGAUAUAUAUUGGGGGGGGGGGGUAUAUUCCCCCUUUUUACAGUGUUCUUUUCUUUGUGGAAUUAAAACCACCGCGAGUACUUAACAUUACACGGUAAACCCCUGCAUGGCCGUUUCAACAGUAAAGCCCCACAAAAACUCCGUUUUUUCCGUUCCUUGAAAUCCCAAAUCCCCGCGAAUAUUCUCCCUUUUACGGUAUACGUCAUGUGACAUACUGUACUUCUUUUGUUGCAAGGACAACAGCGAAUGCAAAUAUACAUGUUCCUGUUAACCACCAGGAUGUUGUUAAGUCUUGUAUACACAUGAUAAGUUAAGGUUACUAACUUAGGCUUAAGUAAAUUCGUUAGUUCCUAGUUCCAGCCGAAUGGGUUAAUAAAUACAGUUCAUUAAUUCACACAAGUAGCUUCGUAAGUAGCGUCAGGCGUAUUAGAGAUUUACCUGUGCAUA
This is a messenger RNA of Branchiostoma floridae (Florida lancelet), 2438 nucleotides long. RefSeq names its product epoxide hydrolase 1-like. Gene Ontology annotation, biological process: epoxide metabolic process. Bases 48 to 1463 code for a protein of 471 amino acids. NCBI's taxonomy places the organism in Eukaryota, Metazoa, Chordata, Leptocardii, Amphioxiformes, Branchiostomatidae. The record is from RefSeq and is a predicted model, not a curated record. Gene Ontology annotation, molecular function: epoxide hydrolase activity. The transcript is spliced from 7 exons.